UCCUAAUUUGCUAAAUCUUUGUUUCUUGUCAGUGCUCCUUAACUUUUCACUUCUACCGAAAAAAAUUCUUUCACCCUUCCACAGCUUCUAACGUAAUUAAUGUACAAGCCCUGAAAAAUAAUCCAUUUCCUAAUUUUUUUUUUCAAAAAUAUAUCUGUCACCACAUUCCAGUGGCUGGCUCUGGAUACCCUGUUAUUGCUGCAUCACUUUCGAGGUUCUUUAUUUUUUUUUUUUUUGGUUUUUUCUUGGCUAUAUGUACAGUCAUUUGAGCUUUGGAGCCAUUUUUGGUUGAUUACUAUUGCGAUUGUUGUAUAAAUUGGGUUUUUUUUCUUUUGUUUAGAUAUAGUCAUUUGAGCUUGGGACCAAUUUCUGGUUUAUUAUUAUAGAAUUAUUUAUUUAUUUUUUUGGGUAAUUUGUGGGAGGUUUUGGAUGGGUUCGAAGCCGUGGCUGUAUCCGGCUCCGACCUAUCGUCCGUUAGAGGCCUAUUGGGACGGCGAUGAGGACGCGCCACGGCCCCGCUGCGGUCACACUCUCACUGCCGUUGCCGCCACCAAGACCCAUGGCCCCCGCCUCAUUCUCUUUGGCGGCACCACCGCCAUUGAGGGAGGAAACGAUGGUGCCCCCGGCAUCCGGUUAGCUGGAGUUACUAAUUCAGUUCAUUCCUAUGAUGUUCUCACCCGAAAAUGGAUCCGACUCCAACCAGCCGGCGACCCACCUUCGCCUAGGGCUGCACAUGCUGCUGCUGCCGUCGGCACCAUUGUUGUUUUUCAGGGUGGUAUAGGUCCCGCAGGGCAUUCUACUGAUGACUUGUAUGUGCUUGACAUGACCAAUGACAAAUUCAAGUGGCAUCGAGUUGUAGUUCAAGGACUGGGGCCGGGACCUAGAUAUGGCCACGUCAUGGACUUGGUUGCGCAAAGAUACCUUGUUACAGUCAGCGGCAAUGAUGGUGAGGAGCUAAGUGAAACUGGUUGCACUCAAGGUCCUGAAAGAGUUCCUUCUGCAAAUGAAGAGACAAUUGGUCUUGUGUCCACCCUUUCUACUCACGAUCCUCUAAUAAUUGGCUUUGAAAUUGCCUUGAUGGCAGGAGUUGUCACAUGCAAUAAAGUUUUGCUGUUUAAAAUCAUGAAAUUGAGGCUUAGUUGAUAAAGCUUGCCACAAGAGUUGUUUUCAGGAAUGAA
Messenger RNA from Olea europaea var. sylvestris, 1178 nucleotides. RefSeq names its product serine/threonine-protein phosphatase BSL1-like. Lineage: Eukaryota; Viridiplantae; Streptophyta; Magnoliopsida; Lamiales; Oleaceae. Gene Ontology annotation, molecular function: protein binding. The coding region runs from base 430 to 1143 and encodes 237 amino acids. The record is from RefSeq and is a predicted model, not a curated record. The transcript is spliced from 6 exons.